UUACUUAUAGGUCGAGUGCCUUGUUUAGCGCUCAGUAUCUAUUAUCCAGCUAAUUCAUUUAAUGUUUGACCUUUGCGCUAGGGAUGUUCAACAUGCCAUCGAGUACUAUGUAUUGUACGAAAAGGGAGAUCACAACCGUCCGACGGUUAAAAAGUGCUAUCCCACUAAUCUAUCUGAGGUAUAUACUGAACGUAUAAUAGAAUUUGCAUUUUGUUGUAAUAAACGUUCCACUGUUGAAGAGUUUGUAAUUAUAUUCACCGAUGCCAAGGGAGUAUUGGAAUUCGUUUUCUGCUACCAACCGAAUGAAAAGUUUCUGCUCUGUAUAUCUAGCAAACUUCCUUGGUGCGAAUGUUUCCAUUCUCUGCUAAGUAUUUUAUGGCGUCAUGGACUUUAUCGUGAUACUCACUGGUCAAUUAUGGAACCAUUUUUCUCACACCUGUACUCUACAACUCCACCUCAUUUACCCACUGAUCGAAUCCAGUGUGCAAAUCCAUUUAAUCCAUCAAUGGGUUUUGUGCUUCGGAUCCCAACGUCUCAAUCUCCACAUUACCUAAACUAUGUCAUGGAAUACUAUAACGCAUUGGAUCUUUCACUAUGGAUACACAUAUUUGUCAGUUUGCUGUUGGAACGUAGUCUACUGUUUUGCUCAAGACGAUUGACAAAAUUGACAGCUUGUGUCAUGACUGCAGUUUCCUUGUUGUAUCCUAUUCGGUGGGCUCAUUCUUUCUACCCCUUGAUUCCUGACAAAGUGCUUGGUGUUUUGGAAUGUCCAGUUCCAUUUGUUGCCGGAAUACACAUUUGCAAUUUAGAUAAGGCUAAACAGUAUUUGAGUGCAGGCACGCGACUAAUCGAUUUGGAUAUGGGUAGGAUUUCUGUAUAUGAACCGUCCACCGAUAUGUUACAAAAUGACCAAACGAAUAUGGAAUUUGGUACACCGAAAGCAAUAUUUAGCUUUUUGCAUCAUCAAUUAAAGGAAGUUCAACGACAAUUGAAUGUAUCAAUGAACUCAAAAAAACAAGUCGAUGGAGAAAUAUUGGACUGUUUUGAAAAGUUGACUCAUCCAUUUUUUGAAUUAAUUGUGAAUCUUUUAGGUUGUUAUACUGAGUGUUUAGUUGAAGAAGAUUCUGAUCCAGGCGUGGACUUAGAUGCUCUUGUUGCCUGUCAAUCUUGUCCUGGUCUAGAGUCUUUUCUUAGAGCCAUGCUCGAAUCUCAAACUAUCCAGUUGUUCUUAGAUCAACGUUCAAGACAACCACCGGAUAAAACAGUUGAUUCAUUUGAAUAUAGAGCAUGUGAAUUACGUGAUCAUGCAAAACAUAUCUAUCAGUAUAAAACCUCUGUAUCAAUUGCUCCAAUUUUUACAACUUCCCUGUCAAACAUUACAUUGAAUUCUGCUAAAUGUGAAAUGAAAAUUGGGCGGAAAAAAAUCAAUUUUGGCAGUCCUGAAUGGUUGCGUGCUAAAAAAUUAAAAAAUCCUGGACGUAUUUGUCAUACUGGAUUAAUAGAUACAAGUAAACGUGUGAAAUCUGAGGCCUCAUUCAACUGGAAUAUUUUAUCACGAAAGGCUGAGCAAACUCUUUCCUCCUGGAAAAGCAGUCAUUUGGGCUCAAUAGAUAUGCACCCUCAACAUGCACCAAUAAUGUCGCGUAUGCAGGAUAUAAAUUAUCCAUCGUUUCAAAGUCGUCCCAAUUCAGAUUUUGCACAUACAUCUCCCAACUUUCGCUCAGAAACUAUUCCCAGUAGAUAUAAUCAGUUGGAGGGAAAGAGGAUCGUUAGUCAUUAUGAUAAAGAUAUUUAUUUACACGGACAAAGCGUAACCACUGGUUCACUCGGGGCUUUACCUCAGUCGCCUACUACACGACAGUCUUAUAAUGUAUCACAUGUUGAGUACAGCAAGCAGAAACGGCGUGAUCCACCUCCGCGACCUCCUCCACCGCGUCUAUCGACCAUACGAUUGAAUAAUUAUGACAAUAUGGAACCACAUAAUUCAAGCGACAAACAGACUCUACUCUUAUCAAAAGAUAACAUGACAACUCCUUCAAAAUCGGAUUAUGUUGUUUCACCAUGCUAUGAUGGGACUCAUUCACUUAAUUAUGUCCGACGUAAAACAUGCCCGUCUACUGACAGUUUUCCUCCUCCACUACCUCCACGUCCAGUUGCAUUGUCUCCUAAUCUGCAUAAUCUUCCUACUUCAUCUGUUCAUUAUCCAGAACAAGCUUCUAAAAAGCCUAUAAAUGUUUAUCUGCGUAACGGUAGUAUGAAUUUCGGUCAUCAAAAUGGAACAUCACUUUGUCGACCACUUAAAAUACCUAUAACAAACAGUCAGUCCAAUGAACAUGGCCGUUACUAUCUUAACGGCAGUGGUGUUCUAACCGCUAGUACUAAUAUGACAGCCGCUCCACCACCACUACCGCCUAGGAAAGCCAAUUCACAAGUACUAUUCUCUCAGUUAAUACCUAAUUCAUAUUCAUUGAAGUCUAUCAUAUCUGAAUCAAAUCCUAAUUUAAUGAAGACAAGAGCUGAAAAUAUAGAGAAUAACGAAUCAGACCGACAAUUAUCGUUGUGUGAGCGUAGAGCAAGACGAUUCCUUAGCAUAAACGACAAAGAUUUGCAAACGUAUCCAAUAAAAAUGACUCUUCCUAUGCAGUUACCAACAAACAUUAUUUCACAACCACAGUCUCCAAAAGUCGAAUCUUAUAAUGAACAAGGAUCAAAUGAGUCUGUAUCACGAAUUAUACAAGAAUUAUCACUUGAUUUCGACAAAACCAAAUGUGACACUUCAUCUCUGUCAACUACCACCACCAUUCACAGUCGGUCUCGUUCAUUAUCAUAUCAUUCUGCAACAGAAACAAGACUCGAUCAAAUCAGUCUGUCAGCGAAAAGCUCAGUACCUGAUUUGUUAUCGUUAACUAAAAGAUUGUCAUUCGGUACCGGUGAUGAUGACACAUCUAGUGGUGAACAUAGAUUACUGGUUCGACUCAAAUAUGCUACUAUUUCACCUCGAAAAAGAAGCAGAUCAAUUGCAACUGUUCAACCAAACUUAAAGUUGCAUCAUGCUCACACUUAUUCCUCAUCUUAUCAACGAACAGGUAGUUUAUUCAGAGUGAAAUCUAUGAUUGAUUCAACUAAUGCUGCUUGCCCUGAAUCACAUUUAGCAAGUGGGGAUUAUUAGAUCAAAAUAAAAUAAAAUAUUAGACUAGAAUAUCGGAAGAUAUAUAUAUAUAUAUAUAUGAAGGAAGUUGAUCACAUUGUACUAAUGAUCCUCUUAAAUAAAGUAACCUGUCAAAGUCCACCUAGUUAGUUAGUCAGUUAAUCAGUAUAAGUUGUGCAUAUUUUACUAUCAGCUUCAGUUUCGCAUUUUUAAAAACAACUUUAUUGAAAGUUGCUGCGCUGUUCGUCAUACAUACACACAUUCGGGACUAAUUACCAUAACAAUGCAAAAAAAAACGGGAAGACAAACACAAAUAAACAAGAUAUUACUUGUCUAAUUUAUUUUGUCAUACUCCUUCACUUCACUGUUGAUGAUGUAAUCAGUUCACAUAAUUAAUGAAUAAUUAAUUAUACUGUGAUAGAUAUGUACAUUCAGAAAACUACCACUACUAUAAUAAUAAUAACAAAACAACAACAGUAUAAUAGCGAUAAUAAUAAUAAUAAAGACUUAUUACAUUUCUCACUGCUUCACAGUAUAUACGUAUUCUUUCAUUCUGUUGUAUAUAAACACAUACAAAGAUAGACAUAUAACAUGUCACUAUCGAAACAGCACAAAUCACGACAUAAUAAUAAUAAUGACUAAUUUUAAAAAAUGCGUGAUGCAUUAUUCUUUUGUUGCGGUGCUAUUAUCCAUAAAAAGAUGCAGCAGAUGAAAACAGAAAUAUUAUUUUCAAACUAUCUCUCUGUUACUUUCUGCUUCUCCUCUUUCAAAUAAUUAAGUUGAAUGUGAAUAUACAAUAAUUAAUUCUUUUAAACUAGUUUUGCUUUCUUUCUUUCAUUUUGUUUACUGCUCGUAUUUGUGAAUGAACAGCAUUAUUAUUAUUAAUAAAACCAAACACUUUCUUGGCCAUCAUCAUCACCAUCGCCG
Messenger RNA from Trichobilharzia szidati, 4075 nucleotides. NCBI's taxonomy places the organism in Eukaryota, Metazoa, Platyhelminthes, Trematoda, Strigeidida, Schistosomatidae. The record is from the annotation of a GenBank genome assembly.